Petromyzon marinus (sea lamprey) is the source of this 4821-nucleotide messenger RNA. Its product is annotated as aerolysin-like protein. NCBI's taxonomy places the organism in Eukaryota, Metazoa, Chordata, Hyperoartia, Petromyzontiformes, Petromyzontidae. The record is from RefSeq and is a predicted model, not a curated record.
AGAGCUAAGGAUAUGAAUUACUGCAGUCACGAAAGCUUUAAAUCAAAGGUUAUUUACGUAUUAUUUAUUAGUUAAAUAUUACAGAUCAAUGUUGCCAAGCCAAUAUUCAAUUCACCAUACCUCACGGCAUAGCGAAUGUCGUGUCCAGUGACCGAAAAUCAAGGAACUAUUUCAUUCAGCCUCGUCGUCAACCACCUUUUGACAGCUGAUGGAAGAGAAGAGACAACUAUAUCGGUACUUCUUACGCAACACGUCUGCUUAACACAACAUGUUUUUGCGACUCGUAACAGCUUGCUCGCAAGAUUGCUUUCUUUGCAGGUUUCUCAGCGUGGGGAUGCUCAUGAUUAUUCUUUUUUUUUAAUUCGCUGUCAAUUGUUACUGUUUAACAUGUCCAACCUAUUCCCUUUGCCCAUCUAAUAUCCAAUUCGUAAUAACUCAUCUAAAAUGCCCUGACUCGUAUGUUCUGUCUCUGCUGUUUGUCUCAUUUGCAUUAACUAAUUUUAUAUAUCGUGUAUCUUGCACGUGCAUAUCUUCCUUAUUUGUACUGUGUCAUAUGGCUUGAUACACAAUUUUAGUUUUUUUUAUUUGUCACGUCUCGAUUUUAUGGUCUGUUUAUUUUAACGUUUUUUUAGAAGUAGAAACUAGUCGAUCCAACCAAACGAGUUAUUGGGUAUAAAGUGGACUGACCCUCUGGGACAGGGGAGCCUAAACGUUCGGAGAAAUUACUGUAUUAAUCUUCUGUUAGUGGCUGUCUGGUGUACCAUCUCCAGAAGGGGUACGAACAGGAAUUGUAAAGUAAAGUUAGGGAUUAUUCGCAGUAGAUUAUGUGUUGGUCAUGGAAUGGGGACAGGUGAUAGGGCUGGGAGGUGUACACAUCAAACACACUGGUUGGGAACGACUGGUAUAGCAGAAUUAUGUAAUUAACCAGUUAUGGGUUAUAUGUUUUACUAAAUGUACUACAUAAUUCUUAGGCAUUCUGAUGGUAAACUUUAGUCAUAAUUCCAAUUCAUUGCACGGGGGCUUUUUUUCUUCCCAAUUCGAUUCAAUUCGUGUAUUCAAUUAGACAGGCGGGGUGGCACAAGUGUUACGACUGAACACAGAACGACUCAGCUGUGAGGCAUAAGGUGUUACCACUGUGCCUCACAGCUGAGUCGUUCUGUGUUCGGUUUCUGACUCUGGUGCCUUUCUGCGGGGGGUUUGUGUGUUCCCCUCCGCUGUUGGAUGGGUUUCCUGUGAGUUCUCCGCUUUUCUUCUUUCCCAAUUCUUUUUUUAAUGUUACUGGUUUGGCCGAACAUUCAAAUGUUGAAAACGUAUCUGCAAAUUACUCAAAUGGGAUCACACAGAGCAGCUACAUUGCUCCCUACUGUGAAACUUAGAGAGGCCCUUUUUAAAAUGUAUUUUGAGAGUCAGUAUGGAUAUUCUGGGUACACCAAGGGAAUACAAAUAUAGGAAAUCCUUCCCAACGAGGAUUUAUAGAACUCGUUUUUCAGCCCAACAUGCGUUAAAUAAUGAGCUCUCUUUUGAGGAACACGAGGGUUAUGUUUCGGCUAAACAUUGUUCAGCGCUGCUUAAGAUUAUCAUCUUUGCAACUAAAAGUAUUUCAGUGAGAGUGUUGCUCGUGUUGGAAUAAAUUAAUCUCGAUUAAAAUCGCUCGUUAUUGCGAAUUAUCAGAGAUAGAAUGCUCAUUAAGUGAGAUACGCCUGUAUAGAUGUACAAAUUGCGCAAGAACAUACAUUCCUGCCAAUUUAUUUUACACCAAAUGCAAGCCUGGGGCAAAACAACAACAACAGCAAGAGUCCCGGACUACACCAUGACAAGAAUAACAACAGUCCCAAACAAGAGAACACCAGUCCCAAACCACUCCAAGACAACACCAACAAUCCCACACCAAGACAACAACAAUAACAGUCCCAGACCAUUACCGGAUAUGUACAACAACAGUUCCAGACCACACCAAGAUAAUAACGUACCUCAAUUACAUUUUAGUUUGACAUUAAAAUAAUGCUACACGGUGAGUAAGGAUCAAUGUUACAAAACACAUUUCCAAAUGUGGCUGAUGCAUCUGGCACUACUAACCUUCUGCUUCAGAAUAUUUUUAAGGGAAGGUGAACGAUGUUUGGCGAGGAAACAAGGUUGUUCCAUAACGUUGGAAGAACCUUGUUUGAUACAUAAUACAGCACUCACUGAUUCACUACACCUCGUCAUCAUAAAAAAGAGAGGUUCACGUUUGAAAAAUGUAUAUGUAUGAUAGAUUCAAUAUUAAUAAUGUAUGAGUAAUAUGCUUAAAUAUAUUUACAUAAACUAAUCUGACGUGAGUGACGCGAAGCGAUCUAUAAUUUCUGGCUGGGUCACGUGGCCCAUGCAACAGUAGUAUAAAUGACAGUGUUCUGGGGAUAGAAGAUCAUGCUCUGGGAAGAGAACCUAAAGGAAGAAAGGAGAAAAUGCCUUAUCCAUUGGCCAUACACACCUGUGGAGGACAAGGAGGAACAGACUUCAACUUUGAUGGGAGGAACAAUGGAGCAACGCUGGAAAAAAUGUGGGUGUGGGUUGGAGGGUGGCAGAUCAAGUGCGUGAAGGCCUGGCUGACGGAUGGAAGGUCUGCACAGUACGGCAAUCCAUCGGGAUCUCAGAAAGAGUUUGUGUUCCAGCCUGGGGAGCUCUUUUCGUCCCUCUCGCUAUGGGGGAAUGGGGCUGGCACACGCAUGGGCGCCUUCAAGUUCAGGACAACCAAAGGCAGGGAUUUCUUCGUGAAGAUGACAGACUGGGGUCUAAAGACCGAGUAUCCAGUCGACAUCGGCUCUGGGAUCUGCCUUGGAAUUCAGGGAAAAGCCAGUUCAGACAUCGACUGCAUGGGCUUCGUGUUCAUCAAUUCGGUGAAACGUUCAGAAUUGAUCAACGUGACAUACCCUACACUGCACAAGGAGCUUCCAAAAGUCCAGAUGGAAGAGAUCAAAUCAAUCAGUUACAAGAAUAAGGGUUCUGUCCCCCAAACCUAUAAAAUUGAAUCCUCUAAGACCUUGACCAAAACCUCCUCCUGGUCGAUCUCAAACAAGCUGGAGGCAACCGUGAGCAUCAGCGUCAAAGCUGGCAUUCCAGAUGUCGUAGAGGUUGAAAGUGGCUUUAGUUUCACCGUUGGCACCGAGAGUACGCGCGGUGUGGAGAAUUCAGAAUCGAAAACCGAGCUCCUCUCAUUCGACGUCACGGUUCCUCCAGGCAAAACCACGGUGAUCGACAUAACCAUCGGUCGUGCAGAUAUCGAUCUCCCGUACAAGGGAACGGUGCGCAUGUCCUUAUUGAACGGCGCCACCUUCGACAUCCCAAUGGAGGGUGUCUACAAGGGCCUCGCCUACACCAAAGCGACUGCAGAAACAAAGGAAAAGUGACGCGGCAUUGCAAAAGCACGCACGUGCUGCGCUUUACCAGCUGCAUGCUGCAUGCAACGCUGCCUGUCUUUUAAAAAUUAUUAAUUGAAACCUGCGGUAUAAAAUAUGAUGCAAUACAUACGCCAUUUGAGAGAGUACAGUUCUUGCGAUUAAAGAACCUUUGAAUCGGUGCAAAAUAAUUAACACAAAGAUGCAGUUAUUUCAACGACUUCUUCUCGCACAUUCCAUACAUAAGCGAGUCUGUUCGCUCAGAAAUCACAAUGAAAUUAUCAUAAUCAUAAUGUUUAUCUAUCCUGGAGGAAUCCGAUUAUCUAUGAAUCGCUUUUUUACAGAUGUUCAGUAGGGGCGAAUCAGCAAGUUACAACAACAAACAAUACAAAACACGAUAUGAGUACAAAGUAGAGCAAUGGUAAGCAAGUAGCUAAAACGUAAAUAAGUAAGUAACAAUAUAAAGUAUAUACGUACAAAUAGCAUAAGUAAAUUCCUGACGAUUUUUCAACACUAAGUGCAAACUUGGGCAAGGCAACAAAACGACUACAAAAACAGUUCCAGAUCAAACCAACACUGCAGAGCGUAUCUUCAUUAUAUUGGAUAUUACAAUCUAACUAUCGAUUCAAAGCUAAAAAUCACAUUUGCCAUUUGCUUAGGUGGAAAUGAGCUCCAACUAGCAAGAGCAAAUGAACGUAACCUUCCAGCAGUAGUCUGGGCAAUGUAACAAGACAACACAAACUGGCAUAGGCAAUGCUGAUCGGCAGAGUACAAAUCUGGAGGGGUUUGAGGCAUAAAAGUACAAGCUGGAUGAACAAACUUGAUUUGAAGCUCUCGUGACCGAAAAAACCAAAGAGGCUCGAUGGACGAUAUAAAGAACUGUAAGGAGGAAAAGAGAUGGAACCUUUAUGGGCAGCAGAAAUGAGAAGGUGGAGAGUAAAAACCUACACAGAGCAAAUUAUUCACGGCAGAACAAUACAAAUAUAUCUUGACAUUACAGAUUCUGCAUGCUGGCACGUACAGAAAAAUCGAUUAACUUAACCAAUGUCUUCCAAAAUUGUAGAGAGACGACAUCCACGUUUGAAUGAUAUCAAACUAAACAGUGACAGAAAGAUAAAGAUGCCCCAUACAAUCAACCAAUCAUCAUUUGUGUUGGGACAGCUAUUUUCAGAAACGCUCAUAUUUGUUUUCCAUUUCGCACUGCUUGUAAAAUACAAAUUAUGACAACUGGCCUUGAAUUAGCAACAGUUUCUCCAAAGUUGACAUCCACAAAUUCAGUAUCAUCACCACCACCAUCUGGAUUUUUGUAUUUUGAUUACAAUUGCAUGCUCUUUUAAUCAUUGUAAAUUGCAUGCAAAUAGUCAUUUGCAUGUUAUGCAAUGCUUUGGGAUGGAUAUGCAAAAUAAAAUAUCUUCAAAAAUACAUUGGAUUAUGUUUGUAUUCAGUAUCA